This is a messenger RNA of Drosophila navojoa, 747 nucleotides long. RefSeq lists its product as uncharacterized. Lineage: Eukaryota; Metazoa; Arthropoda; Insecta; Diptera; Drosophilidae. The record is from RefSeq and is a predicted model, not a curated record.
AAACAAUCAUGUCUAGAGUAGCUGCAAAGGACAUCGAGGGUAGUCCCGCUAAGAACUAUUUGCCGCCAUUCGUCGCUGUCUACGAGGAGCAUACGGAGAUCGAGGCCACGGCCAAGAAGCAGACGCUGACAUCCAUGGCCAUCAUCAAGGGUGGGCAGAGGACGAGCCGCGCUAGCGAGGAGGUGGGGAGUGGCUUUUGGGUAGCCGUCAGUGGCUAUCGGCUGGAGUGCGCCGCUCUGGUCUAUCGCUUCUUUCUCGAUAUCGGGUACAUUGUGGACAAGAGCUUCACGAGCUCGGAUCUGAUGUAUCUGAAGUACUACUGCCUGAUGGACUGCGAGAUGGCGCUCAGCUACGAUGGCCAGAAGAUCGGCUACGGUGCCGAUAUACUCGUCAGCGUGAAGCCAGAGAGUCCCGUGUUCCAGAUCCGCAUCGAGUCCACAAAUGCUGCCUUUAUCGAGGACUCUGCAGUGAGCCAAUCGGCAGCUUGUGUCAUCGAUGUCGAAGCUAUUGAUAACCAGGCCCAGCCUCAGCCAAAGAAGAAGCCCAGCGCCCCAGGCAAGCGCGGAAAAUUCAAUUUGCUGCAAUGGCUAAAGCAUAAAAUCUCGUAUAUAUUCUAUCUGAAUGAAACUUAGGUUCAGUUCGGUUUAAUUAUUGAAUAAUAGGAACGCGGAAUGUCCAGUUUAGUUUAGAAAUUUCCAUAUUCCCGAUUACAGAAUUUUUAAUUACAAUAAAUCAAUUUAAAUAAUA